AUGACAAUCAACAUGAUGACCACAUUGAAUUUGACAGCUUUUAAUCCAGACUCCUUCAUUUUGGUGGGGAUCCCAGGGCUGGAGCAGUUUCACAUCUGGAUUGGAAUUCCUUUCUGUACCAUCUACCUUGUGGCCCUUGCAGGUAAUGGCAUUCUUCUCUACCUCAUCACUAUGGACCGCAGCCUCCAUGAACCCAUGUUCUUCUUCCUCUCCAUGUUGGCCUCUACGGACCUCAUAUUGUGCAACACAUGUGUCCCCAAAAUGCUUGGCAUAUUAUGGUUGAAAGCUCAGAAAAUCACAUUUUCUGGCUGCCUCACCCAGUUGUUCUUUCUCCACUUCAGCUUCUUUCUGGACUCAGCCAUAUUAUUGGGUAUGGCAUUUGAUCGCUACCUGGCCAUUUGCUCCCCCUUGAGGUACAGCAGUGUCUUGACACCUAGAACAAUUGUCAAGAUCUCGGUAGGCAUUGUUGGUCGGAGCUUUAGUAUCAUUUUGCCUGUUGUUUUCCUGGUGAAGCGUUUGCCCUUCUGCAGGACACGUAUCAUCCCUCACACAUACUGUGAGCACAUAGCGGUGGCACGGCUCUCCUGUGCUAGUAUCUCCAUCAAUAUCUGGUAUGGCUUCACUAUACCUCUAAUGGCGAUUAUGUCAGACCUGAUCCUCAUUGGUAUUUCCUACACUCUCAUUCUUCGUGCUGUUUUUCACCUUCCGUCUAGAGAUGCCCGCCAGAAAGCUCUCAGCACCUGUGGGUCUCAUGUCAGUGUCAUUCUCAUAUUCUACACAUCAGCCUUGUUCUCUGCCCUUACACAUCGCUUCGGCCACAACAUCUCUCUCGCCUUUCACAUCAUGUUUGCUAAUCUCUAUGUAGCAAUCCCUCCUGCACUCAAUCCCAUCAUUUAUGGUGUAAAAACAAAGCAGAUCAGGGACAAAGUUGUCCUUCUACUCUUUCCUAAAGGGAACAGUGACCUGGGGAUGAGGGCAUAG
This is a messenger RNA of Myotis myotis, 981 nucleotides long. RefSeq names its product olfactory receptor 52H1-like. NCBI's taxonomy places the organism in Eukaryota, Metazoa, Chordata, Mammalia, Chiroptera, Vespertilionidae. The transcript has a single exon. Bases 1 to 981 code for a protein of 326 amino acids. Gene Ontology annotation, cellular component: membrane. Gene Ontology annotation, biological process: G protein-coupled receptor signaling pathway. The record is from RefSeq and is a predicted model, not a curated record. Gene Ontology annotation, molecular function: G protein-coupled receptor activity; olfactory receptor activity.